CUUUGUUCAGAAAUGAUUCUUUACUGAAGCGCUGACUUGGUUUGAAUCGAACCAAGUACUUACUUGCCCGAGUCUUGAAUCGACAUUCAACAGCUGGAUCUAGUGAGUAUACUGUUUGAAACAACCCUGGAAAUCUGCACUUUGACAGAGGAAAGCAGGAGCUCAGAUCCCACCUGAAGCAGAGAUGUUCCUAGUCAUGGUAAUGGGAAACUCUUGGUUGUUGCGUGGUCUGAACACUUUUAUUUACAGUUAGUGUGUGUUGUGUUUUUUUCUGCUUUCAGUGCAUUCACUCAUGAAUUACAAAUUGCUUGUGGCGUUCGUCUGUUUUGGAUUUGGCCACCUUUCCUGCUCUCAUGCUUAUAUUUUCGAUUAUCAGUUCAUCAACCAGUCAUUGAACUGGUCACAGGCUCAGCAGUACUGCAGAGUGCACUACACUGACCUGGCAACCAUUGAGAGCAUGAAGGAUGUGAACAGGCUCAUCAGACCUAAUGCCUCCACAUCACUGGCGUGGAUUGGUCUGAAUGAUGAUCCAUUAUCCUGGCAAGUAGCCAUGGGCACUGAUGUGAACUCCUGGAGAUGGUCAGCAACUGGGAAACCCAGUGCAACUGGUUACAGCAACUGGCGACUUUACAACCCAAAUAACUCUGGUGGAAAUCAGCUCUGUGGCUCGAUGAUGCCGGACGGAACCUGGAAUGAUAACAUUUGUGAUUAUUAUUUUUCGUUUGUUUGUUACACAAUGAAUUAUUCCACAGGCCAGAGCACAUAUAUUAUGAUUAAUAAUGGAGAUACUUGGAAAAAUGCCGUUACGUACUGCAGGACAUACUACACAGACCUGGCUAUGAUUGAGAAUUCUGAGCAAAACUCAGUGAUUUCAUUACUACAUGCAUCGCAAUAUACUUGGUUUGGCCUGUACCGAGUACCAUGGAAGUGGUCUGACAGGAGCAGCAGCUCCUUCAGAAACUGGCAGACAGGCUUCCCUAAUAACGCAGACACCGUCAGCUUCUGCGCAGCUGAGACUCCAGAUCACUUUUGGAAGGACCAGAGCUGUAGCAACACAUAUCCGUUUUGGUGUCAUAGAGCUCUGAUUCUGUCCAUGACCACAGUGAGAAUGAAGAUUCAGACUGAUGCUGACCUUUCAGACCCAGCUACUAAUGAUCAGCUGCUACAACAGAUUGGUCUACUGCUACAAAAAGCAUUCGCUGGUAACAUCCAACUGGGAUGGAAGAUUCAGCCAUGGAAACUGGAAGAACCAUCCACUGGAUCAUACGUCUGCAAUUAGCGAAGCUCGUUCUAGUAGAAGUAGAAAUCUAUUUUUGGUCAUUAUCACAUACAUGUAACAACAAAAUUUGACUACUGCAUUUAACCCAGCUCCGUGGGGAUGGGUUAACGUCAUUGUAGAAGUAAAGUAGUAAAAAGAUGAUUAUGAAAUCAAUCAAAAACAAAGGUGUUUGUUUCAAUGAAUGUUGGGUUAAUUGUCUUUAUUGGUCAUUCAUUCACUCAUUCACUAUCAUAAAAUAAACAUUGUUCCUUCUUCAUUAUAUUACCUAACUACUCCCUUCAGCUGUGCGUGUGUGUAAAGCUAAAUGUUAAACACUAAAACUGUUGGUAAACAUUGUAAAUACUGGCUGUUAAACAUUAAUAAUUAAUAAUUAUACUGAUGUUAGAACAGUGGCGGAACCCCCCACCCGUUAUCCAGCCCUAACCCUAACCACAAUAACGUCCAAAGCUGCUGAACGUAGCAGCUUAGCUAGCUGUUAGCUGUUAGCAAGUAGGCAGAGCAGGCACC
Molecule: messenger RNA, 1786 nt
Organism: Betta splendens (Siamese fighting fish)
Lineage: Eukaryota; Metazoa; Chordata; Actinopteri; Anabantiformes; Osphronemidae
Product: macrophage mannose receptor 1-like
Exons: 5
Coding region: 293-1279 (328 amino acids)
Source: RefSeq, a predicted model, not a curated record